AUCCAACCCAUCCUAAUUGUUCAUUGCACCUUCCUCCCUUCCUCUCUACCUCCUUGCAUACGUCUGUGGUCACUCUGACCUCACCACGAGCCCCCAUUCCAACCCCUUCCUUCCAAGCCUCCCUCCACUAAGCAUCACGAAAAGCUCACACUCUCCCACAAUUCUUGCCGUCACGCGCAUAUCAUCUCCAUGUCCCUGUCGCGAUCACCCUCUCCCCACGCGGGCGGAGGGUGGUCCAGCCCGGGCCUCAUUCCGGGUAGCGGCACUUCUUCGCCUCGACCAGGCACAUUGUCACCCGGCAGUAGCAUCUCAUGGGCAGCGGCCAGGGCCAAGAGUGACGAGGUGCGCCGGUACCCUUCUUUCUCGACGCGGAAUAGCGGCUUCUUCUCUCGUCAGAAGCAUAAGCUCACUACUCGCUUGCCCAUUCUCAGGCGACUUUCUUCCCACGAAUAUGUCGAUAAGGAUUCAUAUGGGAAAGAUUGGAGGCCUAGAAAUGGAGUUGAGCGAUCAUUCGGGAUAUCAAUGAGAAGAGGUCGGUUCAGGGUGCUGCUUGCCUUGCUGUUGGUUUGGAUCGGAUAUCUACUUUGCUGGCCAACAAUCGUCCAAACAUAUCGUCGAUCGCCGAUGGGCGGCGGCAAGAAGUUCGUCUUGAUCCUAGGAUCCAACGUCGAAGGAGGCGUUAUGGAGCUGAAGGGCGCACGCGAAUGGGCAAUCGAGCGCAACAGCAUAUGGAACAAGCAGAAGUACGCAAAGAAAUGGGGCUACGAACUAGAGCUAGCCAACCUACUAGCCAAGAAACGUUAUUCGCAUGAAUGGCGCGAAAGCUGGGAGAAAGGCGAUGUGAUCCGCGAAGCGAUGCGCAAGUAUCCCGACGCAGAAUGGUUCUGGUGGCUUGAUCUGAACACCUGGAUCAUGGAAUAUGAAACAUCACUACAGAGUCAUAUCUUCAAUCACCUUGAAGCCAGUGUAUACCGCGACAUCGGCGCUUACAAUCCUCUCAACAUCACACACCCACUCCCGGAGUUCUGGCUCGACGAGCUCAGCCGAUCCCCCGAAGGCGACGAGAAUCCCAAUUCACUGCAAAUGCUCCUCUCGCAAGAUUGCGCUGGUUUCAAUCUGGGAUCUUUCUUUGUGCGCCGUUCUGUCUGGACCGAUCGCCUUCUCGAUGCCUGGUGGGAUCCAGUCAUGUAUGAGCAGAUGCAUAUGGACUGGGAACACAAGGAACAGGAUGCCCUUGAAUACAUCUACCAGAGCCAACCAUGGGUCCGCAGUAGCGUGGGCUUCUUACCCCAACGCAGUAUCAACGCCUUCCCUCCUGGUGCUUGCGGCAAUACAGAGAAUCCAGCCGUGCAUUAUCAGCAGAAUGCUCGUGAUUUCAUUGUUAACAUGGCCGGCUGUAUGUUCGGUCGUGACUGCUGGGGUGAAGUUUACUAUUACCGUGAGCUCAGCAAAUGGCUGAACCGAACAUCUUGGAUGCGUUUCAAGGAUAGCCUCGGUGAUGCGUAUGCUAGAUUAUGGGGAAAGAAAAAGAAAUAUUGAAGGCGGCAGAGAUCUUAAUCUUCUUUUAUGAUUUCCUUCCUUUUCUCCUUCUUUUUCUCCCUCUUUUUCUUCCUCUUUUU
This is a messenger RNA of Penicillium canescens, 1619 nucleotides long. RefSeq names its product putative alpha-1,6-mannosyltransferase subunit. The record is from RefSeq and is a predicted model, not a curated record. The transcript has 2 exons. Gene Ontology annotation, biological process: protein N-linked glycosylation. Lineage: Eukaryota; Fungi; Ascomycota; Eurotiomycetes; Eurotiales; Aspergillaceae. Gene Ontology annotation, cellular component: Golgi membrane. Gene Ontology annotation, molecular function: glycosyltransferase activity. Bases 190 to 1539 code for a protein of 449 amino acids.